AUCAUGGCAGCGCUCAUUCAGACAGAGUCUAAGCUUCAGAGACCGCAGUUUGGGAAUCGGUACUUGACUGAUGUGGAUUGCGUUUUUCAGCAUAAUGCCUGGGAUAAUGUGGAGUGGUCUGAAGAACAAGAGUCUACAGCCAGGAAAAAAGUCGAAGAAAACUGUGCCCAGCUGGUUUCUUCAGAGAAACAAGCGGAGUACGAGAACAAGGCUAACGGUUACUGGAAUGAUUUUUACAAAAUACACGAGAACAGAUUCUUCAAAGAUCGUCACUGGCUUUUCACAGAGUUCCCUGAGUUGUUUCCCAAUUGUAAGUCCUCUUUGGAUAAAUCUGGGCUGACUGCAGCAGCAUCUGACCAUAGCAAAACUGAAUCCAAGAACUGUCUUGACCAGACCAUUGAAAAUGACUUGCACCUACCCCAGAUUGGUGCAGAAGAAAUAGAGCAGAAUAAUUUCAAAGUUGAGGCUGACAAUGUGCAGGACAGCCAGAAAACAGACAGGCUUGUGGACUUGUCUUCAGGGAAUAUGCCAAAAAUGCACACAAAGCUGGGUGAGACAGGAUUACCAGACAUAAACCAAGCAGGAGCAUCUGCAACAUUCCGUAUACUUGAGGUGGGUUGUGGAGUUGGAAAUACCGUGUUCCCCAUUCUGCAGACUAACAAUGAUCCAGGACUGUUUGUAUACUGCUGCGAUUUUUCCUCUACUGCUGUGGAACUCAUCAAGCUGAACUCUUGUUAUGACCAUUCUCGCUGCCUCGUUUUUGUUCACGAUCUGUGCGAUAUGCAGGCCACCUACCCAAUGCCAAACGAAAGCUUAGACAUCAUCAUUCUCAUAUUUGUCCUCUCAGCAAUACAUCCAGACAAAAUGCAGGCUGUCGUUAAGAGGUUGAGUCAACUUCUAAAACCAGGAGGAAUGAUUCUCUUCAGAGAUUAUGGGCGUUAUGAUAUGGCACAACUACGAUUUAAGAAAGGUCGCUGCCUAUCUGAAAAUUUCUACGUUCGAGGAGAUGGGACAAGGGUUUAUUUCUUCACACAAGAUGAACUGGAUGAGCUCUUCACCUCUGCCAACUUGAAGAAAGUCCAGAACAUCGUGGAUCGGCGCCUGCAGGUGAACCGUGGCAAGCAGCUGACCAUGUACCGGGUUUGGAUCCAAUGCAAAUAUCGCAAAUCUUUGGAGAAAGGAGAAUGAAAAUUCCUAACUUUGUGGGUCAAGCACCUUUGAAUUCAUCUGACUUGAUCAGUGUCCCAAACAACAAGUUGUCACUUUGGUUUGCACUGCUGAGUUGACUUUUGUUCUCUUGGUCCAUAAUCAUAACCUUUAUAUCUGUUUAUAUGCAUCAAUCCUUGGGUUAUAGUCACCAUGGUAAUAAUUGCUGUUUGUUGUUGGAGGUGAAAUCAUUGGCCAAUAUGUUCAUCUGCUAAACAUUUUCUCUUAAAUAUAAACCUGACUGACAUUCCUUUCA
Molecule: messenger RNA, 1462 nt
Organism: Hemiscyllium ocellatum (epaulette shark)
Lineage: Eukaryota; Metazoa; Chordata; Chondrichthyes; Orectolobiformes; Hemiscylliidae
Gene: mettl2a
Product: methyltransferase 2A, methylcytidine
Exons: 9
Coding region: 4-1188 (394 amino acids)
Molecular function (GO): tRNA (cytidine-N3)-methyltransferase activity
Source: RefSeq, a predicted model, not a curated record